GACGAUAGCUUGAACUUCGCUUUUGCUGGUGACGACGUGAUCAGCAAGCUGCAAGGGGCGCCCAACUGGCCAGAAGACAAGCUUGAAAACCUUGAGUUGUGUAGUAGAUGAUUUCGAUUGUUGCGAGCUGCAGAAGAGAGCUGAUGACAAUUGAUUUUUCCAUUUAACCAGAGUUAUUCCGUUGGUUGCGGAGAGGUUUGAAAUCCACAUUCCCCAAAGUCAAAGGGACAUGUCGGGGCAUGCGCUGCAGGCAUGGCUCCGAUACGACAGCAUUCAGCGGGACAUGGGCCUGCAGUUUAAAGAAAAGGUCACGCUUGAUGAGAAUGGAGUCCUUCCUGACCUCACCUUCAAGGCUCUGAUUGCGCCUGGAGAGGAGGGCCGCCACCACUGGGUGCUUAGAUUGCGACAGAAGCUGCCAACAUUUAUUGGCCGGAAGCAGACACGCAAGGCGGAAGGACUACCAGUAAGCGAUCCCUACACGGUCUAUACAGCUCUUAGAUGGGAGAGUGCGUUUCCCUCUAAGCUGCCAAGCCUGCAGCUUGUGAGCGACCUACGGCUUCAGUUUGGGGAGGAGUUGGAAGGUGGAUACAAGCCAACGGAGUUGCUAGUCAAGGGGAAGGUAAACUUGCAUCAUAGAAAGGGCACGCAGGGGAGUCGGGUGGCAAUCGAGGGACGACGGCACAUAGCCAACUUCCCAGGGAGGCAUCAGGACCUCAGAGUCACAUUAGGGUAUGAUCUAGGUUGGAGAUCAAUGUAUGCGCAGCUUCGGGAAAAUAACGUAACAUUGAACACGGAUCUUAAAGGUAGAUGGACUCUCUGGUACGAACUCUGAUGAGUCCGGUCUACUGGCAUCUUUCGUGCAAUCUGAAGGCUGCGGUUGAGGAUUGCCGGACUCGGUUUUUCGUUAAAGACGAGAUCAGUAGAUAGGAAGUAACAUGUCGCGUACGAAGCUGCGCUAGUUGCAUAUGAGAAAGUUCGAUCAGAACUCGUUACGUCAAACUUCGUCCAUUCGUUCAAACAGAUUGCGCCGCUGUGAGAAGCUAGAAACCAAAAACGAAUCUCCGUCUCUAUUCUCGUCACAUACAUUUCCAGUAGUUCAAUGCAUGCAGGCUCCGUUGUAAGCAAGCAGCGCUCACAUUGAUGCAG
Messenger RNA from Klebsormidium nitens, 1146 nucleotides. The record is from the annotation of a GenBank genome assembly. Lineage: Eukaryota; Viridiplantae; Streptophyta; Klebsormidiophyceae; Klebsormidiales; Klebsormidiaceae.